AUGGUGUACUGUGGCCGCGGCCAGAAAGUAGAGAAGGUGAUGGUGCAGCUUGUUGUAUCCUACGCUGCUAAAAGAAAAAGAUCCUGGAUUCAGGUGUGGCUCUAUGAGCAAGUGACUAUGCAGAGAGAGGGCUGUCUCCUAGGCUUCGAUGAGUGCAUGGACCUUGUAUUAGGUGAUGCAGAAGAGAUUCAUUCUAAAACAAAGUCAAGAAAGCAACUGGGUCGGAUCAUGCGGAAAGGAGAUCACAUUACUCGGCUACUAAGCCUGUCCAACUAG
Echinops telfairi (small Madagascar hedgehog) is the source of this 276-nucleotide messenger RNA. Its product is annotated as small nuclear ribonucleoprotein E-like. NCBI's taxonomy places the organism in Eukaryota, Metazoa, Chordata, Mammalia, Afrosoricida, Tenrecidae. The transcript has 2 exons. Gene Ontology annotation, cellular component: U2 snRNP; U5 snRNP; U1 snRNP. The record is from RefSeq and is a predicted model, not a curated record. Gene Ontology annotation, biological process: mRNA splicing, via spliceosome; spliceosomal snRNP assembly. Bases 1 to 276 code for a protein of 91 amino acids.